AAAUAUCAGAGUUGUCUCAACAACAGAGGCAGCCUAAGGAGACCCUCAAUUGUGAAUUGCAGAUCAAUGGCUCAACUCGAACGCGUGCAAAGACAUGGUGACUCUGAAACUACUACCACCCAUGAGCCAAAAAAACUUACUUCAAGCCCAACUAUGGAACAUUAUCUUCGAGGAGGUGAAGCUUUAAAGUCGUCACCAGCAUCCUCAUCCUCAUCAUCUCCGCUUGGGUACCAUGAUCAAGAAGACGAUCACGGACACCAUCACAAGAAAUCUGUUCUCACUAAGGUUAAAGAGAAGGCCAAGAAACUGCGGCACUCACUCAGUCACAAGAAGAAGCAUAUGGAAGGUGAUAACAGCACCCCCACUUUGGGUGCAAGCAUGAAUGAGCAUGAAGACGAAGAACAAGAUGCUGAAUAUCUAGGAGCCCCAAUGUAUGAAUCAGAGCUGGCACCUGAGGGAUACAAGGAGACUGCAAAGCUACAUCCCAGAGCAGUUCCUGUGAUUUCUGAGAAGCAUGUUUUGCCAAGUAGUGUCAAUCAAGAUGCUGAACAAGAUAAGGAGAAGCCUCUUAGUCCUAACAAGACAGUAACCGAAACUGCAGCCGUGAAGUCUCUUAGUCCUAACGAGACAGUCACCGAAACUGUGGCCAAGAAGCCUCCUAGUCCUAGCAAGUCAGUAUCUGAAACUGUAAAGCCUCCUAGUCCUAAGAAGACAAUAACUGAAACUGUCACUGAGAAGUUAGGACCAGCCUAUGCCACAGUAUCAGAUACAACCCAUGCCAUUGCCUCAAAGAUAGAAGGUCUCACUGUUUCAGCCCCUGCUGCAGUAGCAGAUGCAACCCACGCCAUUGCCUCAAAGGUUGGUCUCACUGUUGCAGCCCCAACACCUUCAGAAAACAAUGAAUCCCUGGAAGCUCCUCACACUUCUUUAGCAGUAUCAGCUCCAAAAAACUCUUCAUCCCAGGCAGCUCAACAAACCUUGGCAGCCUCAGAGGAUAUGCAACCUUUGUCAGCCCCAGCAGCUCCACAAGGUGGAAAGCAUGCUGGUAGCAGUGACCAAAUAUGGGAUAAGGGUGUUUCUGUGAAGGAGUAUUUGGCUCAAAAGUUCGAGCCAGGGGAAGAUGAGAGAGCACUAUCAAGAGUGAUAUCUGAUGUAAUGAGUCCAAGGACAAGUCCCGGUGGUGAUGUUGGCAUGGUGGGAAAGGUGAAAGGGGCUAUAACUUCCUUGCUUCGGAACGAUGAGUCGCCCAAAACUACUACCUCACAAUCAGCCAUGACGACAUCACCAAGCUCACAACCAGCCAUGACCUCAUCAUCACCACGCUCACAAUCAGCCAUGACCUCAUCAUCACCACACUCACAAUCAGCCAAGGCCUCAUCACCUCGCAUUCCGGUCUCUACCAAUGCAUAUGAAGUCGUCGAGGAAGAAAAUAAGGGAAGAAUACUACAGACUAACUGAAAAGUGGAAAGCAACUGUUGAUAAAGAAAUAAUCCUCUGGGCUUUUGUACAAGUUUCUACGCAUCAAUAAGUGGUUCCCAAACAUCAUUUACAAUGUUUGUGUAAGCUUUGUAUUGUUGCCAAUAAACAAAUUUUGUAGCUUCAGAAGUUGUGAAGUGUUGAUGAAAAUAAUUUCACAGAAGCUCUGUGAAUAAUCUUCCAUACUAAUUUACAUUUACAUUUUUGAAAGUCAGCAAUCACAUAGGGCACAAGAAAUGAAGAGAAAAUUUCACUGAUAA
Messenger RNA from Prunus mume (Japanese apricot), 1736 nucleotides. RefSeq names its product low-temperature-induced protein. Gene Ontology annotation, biological process: response to abscisic acid. The record is from RefSeq and is a predicted model, not a curated record. Lineage: Eukaryota; Viridiplantae; Streptophyta; Magnoliopsida; Rosales; Rosaceae.